CCGCCCGCCCGCCCGCUCGUAUUUAUCCACACCAAAUGAAGAAGACGAAGAGCCAACAGCCGGGAGAACCCCAGAUCCUAAAAUGGUCCUCAAAGCCAGCCAGCCACAACGCGGCCCGCGUGCGCAACAACCAGCGGCGCCACCGCGCCCGCGCCAGGGAGCACGUCCAGGACCUCGAGAGGCGCCUGCAGGAGACGGGCGCCAGGCUCGAGGCCGCGCUGCAGACCAUCAGCCACCUCGCGCGCGAGGUCGAGGUCCUGAGGGGCCGUCUGCCUGCAUCACCACCACCAGCACCGCCGCCGGCGUGGCCCCUGCCCCCGCUGCCCCCGGCGACGGGCGUGGCAGGAGGCGAGUAUGAGGUCCAGCUUGGCGUCCAGCCCGCGGGCCCGUCGGGCGGACCACCACCUGCGGAAGAGCAGGAGCCCGGGGCCCCAGGUGUCCCAGAGCCUACUAUUGAUGCUGCUGCUGCUGCGCCGCCAUCCUCAUCAUCGACAGAGGGAGCAGACACUGGCGGCGAUGACGACGACGACGACAACGACAACAACAACGCAGACCAGGACUGCGUCUGCUCCGGCGCGGGCCUCCUCCCCCUCCCGCCGCAGGCGCCCGGCGAGUCCACCCUCCCCUGCGCCUCGGCGUUCCGCAUCAUAUACCAGCAGAGCUUCGGCGGCGUCGAGGUCACCGCCGUCCGGGCGUGGCUGGGUCCCGGGUUCCGGAGGGCGCUGCGGCCCGGCGGGGCGUGCCGGGUCGAGACGGGGAGGGUGUAUGAGCUGCUUGAUCAUGUCAUGUCGGAUUCUUGAGCUGGGACUAG
Molecule: messenger RNA, 811 nt
Organism: Diaporthe batatas
Lineage: Eukaryota; Fungi; Ascomycota; Sordariomycetes; Diaporthales; Diaporthaceae
Exons: 1
Coding region: 36-800 (254 amino acids)
Source: RefSeq, a predicted model, not a curated record